UUGAGCCUGUAGACGUCUUGUUUACAGUGGCUGUGCCAGGCCUGUAAGGUCCUUUACCGAGCAAGUGUGAACGCUUUUAUUGCUAACAUCUAUUCUCUCGUUACAAGGGUCAUUAUAUGAAACCUCCAAUCUGGAUCGAGGCGGUAACAACAGGAAAAAGAAGAUAGAGGAAUUCUCUAGGUCUUCUCGGGAGAAACUAGUCCAGUCGAAGAACAAAAUGUUCUCCAAAUUUACGUCCAUUCUUCAGCACGCUGUGGAAGCGCUUGCCCCAUCACUACCCUUGCAGGAGGACUUUGUCUAUCACUGGAAGGCCAUCACACACUAUUACAUUGAGACUUCUGAUGACAAAGCUCCAGUUACAGACACAAACAUCCCAUCCCACCUGGAACAGAUGCUGGACAUCCUGACCCAGGAGGAGGGGGAAAGGGAGUCUGGAGAGACAGGACCCUGCAUGGAGUAUCUCCUACACCAUAAGAUCCUCGAGACUCUAUACACCUUGGGCAAGGCAGAUUGCCCUCCGGGGAUGAAGCAGCAGGUGCUGACCUUCUACACGAAACUGUUAGCACACAUUCGACAGCCUCUCCUGCCACACAUCAAUGUCCACAGACCUGUACAGAAACUGAUCCGUCUGUGUGGCGAGGUGUUGGCUGCUCCUACAGAAAAUGAGGAGAUUCAGUUCCUCUGUAUAGUCUGUGCCAAACUGAAGCAGGACCCCUACCUUGUCAACUUCUUCCUUGAGAAUAAGUCAAAGAGACCUGAGACGAGGAGUCCUGCAGGGACGGAUUUGGUGAAGGAGGAUGUGUUGGCUCCGGACACUGGUCAGUCUCCGGCAGAGGAGCAGGCUGAACAUGCAGAGGAGCCUCAGGCUGCAGCUGCCGCCUCCACCUCCAGUCCAACCACUAACAACAACAACAGCAACAAUUACAAUCUCGUCACCUCCCUGCUCAACCUCACAAAGAGCCCUGAUGGCAGGAUAGUGGUGAAGGCAUGUGAAGGCCUGAUGCUGCUGGUCAGUUUACCAGAGCCUGCAGCUGCCAAGUGUUUGACUGAAAACACUGAGCUCUGUGAGCUUCUGACUGACAGGCUGGUCUCCUUCUAUAAAGCCCUGCCACAGUCCAUGGACCCCUUGGACAUUGAGACAGUGGAGUCAGUCAACUGGGGUCUGGAUGUAUAUAACCUGAAGGAGGAUGCUGCUGUCUUCACAGGGAAGAGGGCUCUCAUCUCCUUCCUGUCCUGGCUAGAUUACUGUGACCAGCUCAUCAAGGAGGCUCAUAAGUCAGCAGCGACAGUGAUGGCAAAAGCAGUGAGAGAAAGAUUCUUCGUGUCUGUCAUGGAACCACAGCUGAUGCAGACGUCCGAGGUGGGCAUCCUGACCUCCACAGCCCUGCUGAAUAGGAUCAUCAGGCAGGUGACAUCAGAGGCUCUGCUGCAGGAGAUGGUUUACUUCCUGCUGGGAGAGGAGAGAGAGCCAGAGACUUCAGCUGCUAUCGCUCAGAAUCCACUGAGGCACAGACUCAUCGAGCACUGUGACCACCUGUCUGAUGAGAUCAGCAUCAUGACACUGCGGCUAUUUGAGCAGCUGAUCCAGAAGCCCAACCAACACAUCCUGCACAGCUUGGUGCUUCGCAGCCUGGAAGAAAGGAACUACCUAGAGAACAAACCACAGGAGGAGAGGGAGCCCCUGGAGAACGGGCAGCCACACGAUGCUGUAGACCUUGAGGAGGAUCCACUGUUUGGUGACGACAUCUCUCCUGACAGCAGGCUGUCUGGUUCUGAUUGGCUCAGCUCCUCUCCACCGCAGAGUCCUGACCACUCAAAGUGUGACGGGAAGACAGAGGUCCACAAGAUCGUCAACAGUUUCCUGUGUUUGGUGCCAGAUGAGGCGAAGUCAUCGUAUCAUGUUGAAGGCACGGGCUAUGACACCUACCUCAGAGAUGCACACAGACAGUUCAGGGACUACUGCGGGGUCUGCCAGCGGUGGGACUGGAGGGGAAAUCCAAAGCCUUUUGAGAAGUGUAACUUGGACACCCCGUUCUUCGAGGGCCACUUCCUCAAGGUUCUCUUCGACAGGAUGGGUCGCAUCCUAGAUCAGCCCUACGAUGUCAACCUGCAGGUGACCGCUGUGCUGUCCAAGCUGUCUUUGUUGCCACACCCCCACCUGCACGAGUACCUGCUGGACCCUUACAUCAACCUGGCCCCUGGCUGCAGGUCUCUGUUCUCUGUCAUCGUCAGGGUGGUGGGAGAUCUCAUGUUGAGGAUUCAGCGUAUCCCGGACUUCACACCCAAGCUGCUGCUCGUGAGGAAGAGGUUAUUGGGUCUAGAGCCAGAGGGCAUCACUAUCGACCACAUGACUCUGCUGGAGGGGGUGAUCGUGCUGGAGGAGUUCUGCAAAGAGCUGGCAGCCAUCGCCUUCGUCAAAUACCACGCGGCUUCCUCCUCCUCGCCGUAAUCUUCCUGCUGUUCAUCCAUCUGCCUCGGCCAGGCAGACAGGUCAAGAUUGAACUGGGCCUUUGGGGUGUGCUGGCACCGGUGGCACAGGGUCGGCAAAACAUUACCACUAACCGCUCAUCCCUGCAAGACUGUUAAAAGCCCACACGGACGGGUUUCAUCGCUCCUCCUCUUCUAACCUCUCGGGCUCCUCCAUAAAAAGUCUUUGGUCUUGUUUUUGAGCAGGUCAGAGCGCAGACACUGCCCAGCCAGCAGAGGAAUGAGAGGAGGGAGGGACAGAUGUCGAGGUGCAGAGAGAUGCUCACUGGACUCUUUUCAGCCUCUGCAUUUUCUCCCUCCCCAACCAUCUUCUUCCUCACCAGCCAAAAGAUGAUAGCCCUGUAAUUAUUCCAUCACGGAGAAAAGAUGUUUGUGUAUUUAUUUCCUGUCCCCUUAUCACCCAUUUGUAAACGUCAUUGCCUUAGUGUGGAAUCACACCUUUCAGUUACAGAAGAUUGUUUCCUUUUGAAACAUUUUUAACUCGACUACAUGCUGUCUGUUUGAAGACAAGAGGCUGUAGAGGAAAUGCCCACUACCUUCAACCCCUACAUGUACCUGUAGUUACAUACAUAUUGACUUGCAGUACUAAUGAUACUGCAUUCAUAUUUUUUUAUGCCAAGUCCUCAUAUUUAUUUGCUUUCAGGUUGCCUUUUUAAUUAAUAUCAUGUUAAGAUGAAAUUAGUUUAAAACAGUCAAAGUAAGGACUGACUGAGCAGAUGCUGUUUACUUUUAUUUGUUGUCUUCGUCUUUCCUCGGUUUGUCUUUAAGUGCUCUCAAAGUUCGUCUGUAAUCACCCAAAGAUGUCACCAUCCAUCACAUUCAGUCAGGAGAAGUGGUGAAAUUUGCAAAUGAUGUGAAUUUGCACACGGAUCUCAUUGCAUUGCGCUCGUUACAUUGAUCAUGUUCUUUCGUGCUUUGUUUGGCUGACUUUUAGGAAAUGUCAAGUUGGCAUUUGUUGGAGGAGACCUCUUGGUUUUGAUUCCAUUAGUUCUGAAAUGUUGUUCUCCAGACCCAGUGUUGCAUUUCUCACGCACCAGUGUUUGUUUUAUCCAAGGGAUGCUGUGUUUUUGUUUGUACAGCAUUGAUAAUCCUCAAUAAUUGGUUAAUUAUGUUGAUUGGAGGGAUGCAGAGUAGCGAAGCUCUUGACUUUAUUAACCAGUGUAUAAAAAACAUCAUUAACUUAGGACAUACUCUAGCCUCCAGCAGUGGUUCCUAAUCUUUUAUUAGCUUUUGAUCCCUAAAACAAAGCUACGUGUACUUGGUUGAAAGUUGUUAACAGUUCGACCAAUAUGUGAUUGUAGCUUGUCAGAUUGUCUUUUAUUUGAAAUGAUCAAGUCUGAAAAGGAAACAUUUUUGUGUAUCACAAAGACCUGAUCCCCGAGACCCUUUAGAUUUAUCUCAUGACCCUUUGGAUGGGCCCAGUUUGGAAACCACUGGCUAUCAGCAUCCUAAGACUUCUGAGGUUAUCAUUUCACCUGAGGUGUUGCGUUUACUAGCAGUAUUACAUUUGCAUCCUGAUCUUGAAUGGCGGAGAAAUGUACUGGCGGUGCUGUGCAUUGUUUGAACAGGCUGUUUGGUUCUGUAUUGCCUCGAUAUCUGGGGAGGGUGAAAUCUCACCUCUCAGAUCAGUGAUUCAUUAGCUGAGGUUUGAAUUAGACUAGAUCAAAAUGCUACUUAAUGGAACUUUGGUUGUUGUGUUUUGUUCCCAGAGUGAAUGUUUCCAUGAAUGAUGAGCGUUUGGUGAUGAGUUUGUUUAUGUAUGAGUGUGAUGAAUUAUGCCCUGGAGUCAUUCAUUGAAGCCAUGAGUCCCUGGUCUUGAGCCUUGUGUCCCCACCCCCCCUUUCAAACCCAUCACUCAAGCACCUAAACCACAUUAUGCAACUGCUUGCAUGGAAUCAGAUUUGCACAUUGUCUUUCUUCAUCCUUGUUCAUAAUGUAAAUAUACACAACAAAAAGCUUUUUUUUUCUUUUUUUUCCAAAAAUGUUUUGUUUCAUAAACCAAAAAAAAAAUCUAGGAUGUACCAGGAGUAACAUUUCUAUUUUAAUGGGAAACAUUUUUUAAAUUAUCAAUCAUGCACAUUUUUUAAUCAACUAUCUUUCCAACUUGUUCUGUACAGUUGUAUAUUGUAUGUGUACAAUAGCAAUAGAGAUAUACUACCUGCCGUAAAUGCAUGCUUAUACAUUAUUUUUCAUCGUUGAAAGGAGAAAGGCAGUCCAGGCCAUCUGUGAUGAUUUCUUAGCUGUCAGCACUUUGUUCUUUGAAGACACUGACAGGGAGAUAUGCCUUACUUCGCACUGUGGAUCUCCGAGGACUCCUAGAAUCGAUGUGGAAGGGGUUUCUGCCUCACUGCAGUCUGUUGUGAUCUUAUGCUAUCGCUUGUGUUACAUAGACUUUGGUUUGUGAAGAUAUACAGGACUCUCAGUAUAGUCAAAGAUCUGAUGCCAACUGAUGAAUUUUCUUGUGUCAGCUUAGACCAAUCACUGUAUGAUGUUGGUGCGUUUCUUUCACGUUCAUCGCUGCUUUCCCCUGGUGUGAAAUGGGACGAGACUCAAUAUGCUUCUUCUAUCUCACGGCCAGUUUGAUUUUUGUGAUUGUGCAAUGCAUAACUGAAACAUUAAGGUAAGGUGCAUGCUCACUCCUCCCAGCGCCUCAGAGUAAAUGUAAGUCAUCACCGCAGUCUCUCAGAGGUGUUUGGCUCAUUUAUUCCUCAUCAGCUGUCUUCAUUUCAACACUGUUUCAUUCAGAACAAUGUGGUUUUGUUUAACAUUCUCCGUCCCAAUUAAAAAAAAGAAAAGGUUCAGUA
Molecule: messenger RNA, 5291 nt
Organism: Chelmon rostratus (copperband butterflyfish)
Lineage: Eukaryota; Metazoa; Chordata; Actinopteri; Chaetodontiformes; Chaetodontidae
Gene: fhip2a
Product: FHF complex subunit HOOK interacting protein 2
Exons: 17
Coding region: 218-2449 (743 amino acids)
Source: RefSeq, a predicted model, not a curated record